AUGCGUUUAAGAUCAUUUAAAACACUACCAUUUUUGUUUGUGCUUCUCCUAAUAAAAAUAUUAACAUUUUACUACGCUUCUCGCUUAUUUUCUGGUAUAAUACAGUCAAAUAUAGAAGAUAAAAUAAUAACACCUCCAAUUCCAAAGCCUCCAAAAAAGCGUUUAAAUGAAUUAGUGACAGUCAUACUAAGAGAUUUUGAAUUACAUGAAAACGAUGUGACUUUAACCUUACAUUCUUUUACCAAUGCUUUUAUGAGGAUGCAAAUAUUUCUGAUGUACGACGAGCUUCCAUACCCUCCUCUUGAUAUAGUGUUAACUAAUAAUACGCUUCCACAUAUUAAAUUUAUAAAGUUAUCUCCAGAUUUGAGAAGUAGUUUUGUGGAUAAUUAUCCCAUUAGUGAAAUAAAGUCUAAAUAUGUUUUGUUUGUACCUGAUUCUACUAGAGUAUCUUCCAGACAGAGUUUACAACUCAUGGUUAAUGCUUUAAGCAAAAAUCCUGGGAGUAUAGUUGCAGCUGUUGUUAAAAAUCACAGGCAAACAUUGAGUUGCCUGAAUGUGAACAUUAAUAUAAGGGAAUGGAAUUUACAGUUUGAUUUUAUUAAAAGUAUGACCUGUGAUGCAGUGACAGGAAAACAUGUUUUUCUCCUGGAGGCGAAAACUCUAAUGAUGAUGUCCAAUGCCUUUUUGUUGCCCUUUCCACAUUCUUUGUACCUUCAGAGUUCUGCGUUAAAUUUAAAGGUGCACAUUUUAAAAGAUGUGUCUUUUCAUGAAGGCAAACCUCUUUUUCGCUCCCAUCAUGCUCAAUGGCAACAAAAACAAUUGGAAGCCACCAGAUUAAAGAAGUUGUACAAUAUUUUUAAAAUUAAAAAAGUUAUUCGUGAAACAGGAGUUACAGAAUGGUAUGGAUGUACAAAAGAAACAGAAAGAUGUUUUGGAACUGUUAUAGAUGCUAUGCCUUCAUACCUGUACGAAAGAAGGUGGACUCCUCCGUGCUGCCUGGCCAAUUUACGAAAAACGGCCAAACAUACUUUCAGCAUGUUAGACGAAACAGGAAUUCGAUAUUGGUUGGAAGCCGGUAGCCUAUUAGGUGCGAUGAGAAACGGCGAAAUUUUGCCUUGGGACCACAACGUCGACGUGGGCUUUAUACGAGAGGAUCUGGAUCGUUGUUCAUGGUUAAAGAUGGCUCGAUCUAAAUCGGUGCUGGAUCCACAGGGAUUUUUAUGGGAAAAAGCAACGGAAGGUAACUUUUAUCGAGUUCAUUUUAGUAAAACUAAUAGCAUACACGUUAAUUUGUUUCCAUUUUAUUCCAAAAACGGUACUAUGACGAAAGAUUCUUGGUAUACUCAUCAUAAAAACAUGGAAUUUCCUGAGAUUUUUUUACAUCCCAUGUCAAGUAUAGAAUUUUUAGGAAGGUCUGUGCCAAGUCCUAAUAAUAUAAGAGAUUUUCUGGAGCUCAAAUUUGGCAAAGGUGCUAUAGAAACACCCGAGUAUCCGGAUCCUAGUAAAUUGAAGUUUCCAUAA
This is a messenger RNA of Diabrotica balteata, 1521 nucleotides long. The record is from the annotation of a GenBank genome assembly. NCBI's taxonomy places the organism in Eukaryota, Metazoa, Arthropoda, Insecta, Coleoptera, Chrysomelidae.